Microtus ochrogaster (prairie vole) is the source of this 2470-nucleotide messenger RNA. It is a transcript of the gene Rbm18, whose product is annotated as RNA binding motif protein 18. NCBI's taxonomy places the organism in Eukaryota, Metazoa, Chordata, Mammalia, Rodentia, Cricetidae. The record is from RefSeq and is a predicted model, not a curated record. Gene Ontology annotation, molecular function: RNA binding.
GCGCAGACGUAGCGCGUCACGGGCGGCCGAGAGGCAAUCGGGGUUUCAGCUGCCGUGUCCUCGCGUUCCUCGCUCGGACCCCGGCGUCGGAAGCUGCUCUCGGGGCAUGAGCUGAGGGCACAGCUCCGAGACUAGCAGUAUUUCGUAGAGAUUGAUGGAAGCAGAAACCAAAACCCUUCCCCUGGAGAACGCGUCCAUCCUUUCAGAGGGCUCUCUACAGGAAGGACACCGAUUAUGGAUUGGCAACCUGGACCCCAAAAUCACAGAAUACCACCUCCUCAAGCUCCUCCAGAAGUUUGGCAAGGUGAAGCAAUUUGACUUCCUCUUCCACAAGUCGGGGGCUUUGGAGGGCCAGCCCCGAGGGUACUGUUUUGUUAACUUUGAAACUAAGCAGGAAGCAGAACAAGCCAUCCAGUGUCUUAAUGGCAAGCUGGCACUGUCGAAGAAGCUGGUGGUACGAUGGGCCCACGCUCAAGUCAAGAGAUAUGAUCAUAACAAGAAUGAUAAGAUCCUUCCCAUCAGCCUUGAGCCAUCCUCAAGCACUGAACCCACUCAGUCUAACCUCAGUGUUACUGCAAAGAUAAAAGCCAUUGAAGCGAAGCUGAAAAUGAUGGCAGAGAAUCCUGAUGCAGAGUACCCAGCAGCACCUGUUUAUUCGUACUUUAAACCACCAGACAAGAAAAGGACUACUCCUUACUGCAGAACAGCCUGGAAGUCUCGGAGAUGAUGGCGACUUUCCAGAGCAGCAAAAGCAAAUGGGCUCCACAUUUGAAGUCCUCCUCCAUUGUACUUGUAGAUGUGAAUGGUACUGCCAACAGCACAGUUACAUGUUAGAGCUGCUCACAUAGCGUGUUCGGUAUUCAUAUGGAUGUGUCUUCCCUGAACUGUGUGGAACUGAGCAUCAUCCAGAAUAAAUAGGAAUGUGUCCAAACUGAUUUGAACACUGAGAUGCUCCAGUUGGCUGCUUUGUUUGGAUUUGUAAUUCCAGAAACACAGUGUGCCAGAGAGAAAAAUAAGCAUACAAAGUUGUUACUUAAAUCAGGAAACUAAUUGAUUAAUAUCCACCAAAAACUUUUGGCAUUUUUAUGUAUAAAGGUCUGUUCAACAUAAACAAAAAAUGAGGUUGAGGGUGGGAAGUGAGAGGCAUUUUCAGUCAUUUUCAGAACUGUUUGAGAACUUACUGUGGAAAUCCUUCAGUUGGACUAAAAAGAGAAUUCUUGGCAAAAAAAGGCAGCUGAUCCCUUGAGUGAAUGUUACAGCAAUCUAUUUAAGAAUUAUGCUUAUUAUUUCCAAAUCUCAAUUAGGAAAAUGUGGUGUAUGUCUUAAAAUUGUUUAUGUCAACACAAUAUAGAGUCAAAUUUAGCAUUUUAUACCACAACAGUAUUUGGAAAUCCAGCUUUUAUUCUUUGGCAAUCAUGGUUUUAAAUCUGAAUCACCUUGCCUUCUAUAAUACCAAAUGUUAUUACUAGCCUGGAUUUUAAUACACUCACUACAUGAGACUGUUUUAUAUCAUGAGGUUGUCCCAGUAAGAAUCAUGUCAUAACCAAUCUAAGUAGAAAAGAAACAUUUCUUUGAAAACCUAAAGUUUACUAUAUUGGUCACCCUCCAACAUUACUCUCUAAUAGUCCAGUGGGGUUGUGGAAAGCGGCUGAGUGACCUUGUGCAGCUAAGGAGGGCAGGUCAGUGAGCAUUAGGAGGCAGAGCAGCCAGUGCUCGGGCACCAAGACCAUAACAACCACAUGUGUUCUGUCAUUUUGGAAGACUGCAUGGCUUUAAAAUGAGCCUUAUUCUGACAGCAUGCUUCUCCUCAGAUAUCUUUGUCUCUUUGGACAUCCUGAAUCUGGUAGUAUAGAAACAUACAUAAAUGGACAGCCUUGGGUGCGUGUUUCUUCAGCUCGGUGGUGGUGUUUUGGUGCCAGACCUGACAGACCGUUUCAUUAGCUGCACCAUUCUUCACUGGGCAAAUCACUGUCACUCACUGCAGGUGCCACCAGGAUGACUUGGAUUGUAGAAACUCAAGUCUCCCUGAGGUUAAGACACUUGACUUGACCCCGAAGGUUUCAGAGUCCACAGAACUGCUUCAGAGGAAUUCUUACCGCUUUUCCCAAGGCCAGUCUUUUUAGCUAUCUUUAGAUAUUGACUAUUUCCUGAACUUAUUAGUUGUGUGUAUCUAUGAUGCAGGAAACUCUCCUUCCACUUAGGAGCUCAUUCAGGGAAGUGGGAACUCUGGCUCCCAUUUGUCCGGCUGCUUGUUAGAGUGUAGAAUUCACCAUAGCAUCUGUAAGUUCUCAAAGGGUUGUGGUGGAGUAGAACUUGAUGCUAGUAGCCUUCUAUUUUUAAUAGGAACCUAGAACAUACUUAGGAUUAUCUAUAGAGUUGUUUCUUUAGAAACUAGAACUAUUUAUUUGUAUUUAAGCAAUGUCUAUAAUUUGUACCAAUUCUUACCCCUCUGAAUAAACGCAAGACGGUA